This is a messenger RNA of Aspergillus japonicus CBS 114.51, 1693 nucleotides long. Its product is annotated as aspartate aminotransferase. Lineage: Eukaryota; Fungi; Ascomycota; Eurotiomycetes; Eurotiales; Aspergillaceae. Gene Ontology annotation, biological process: L-aspartate biosynthetic process. Gene Ontology annotation, cellular component: cytosol. The transcript has 4 exons. Bases 183 to 1580 code for a protein of 465 amino acids. Gene Ontology annotation, molecular function: L-aspartate:2-oxoglutarate transaminase activity; pyridoxal phosphate binding. The record is from RefSeq and is a predicted model, not a curated record.
CUUACUCCGAUUGAAGUAUUUAUUCGCGUGUUUGUUUAUGGGCAAAUCAUCCACAUCGGGAUUUAUCUGUUUCGGUCCAGUCGAAUUGCUUGCCGGUGAACGCAAGCAGCAACCAACCAGUCAGAAAACUUCAGGUGGUGUGACCGGUUUGGCCAUUCUCUCUGACAUACUUCAAAGCUCUCAUGGCACCCUCCUCUUCUUCUUCUUCCUCUUCAUCCACUUCUUCCUCCUCCAUCAUCCCCACCUCUACUUCCUCCUUUCAACCCCCGUCAGCUUCCUCCAUCCUUUCCACUGCUACCUCUCGUCUCGCCUCCCUAUCUUCACACAUCAUGGGCUCCUCAAGCCCUACCGUCUUCUCUACGGCCAACGUGCCCGCCGCCCCGGAGGAUCCCCUCUUCGGUCUCGCUCAGGCCUUCCGCCAAGAUCCCUCCGACAAGAAGGUCGAUCUCGUUAUCGGCGCCUAUCGCGAUAACAACGCCAAACCGUGGAUCCUGCCCGUUGUGAAGAAGGCCGACGAGCUUGUUCGCAACGACCCCAACCUCAACCAUGAAUACCUCCCCAUCAAGGGGUUGGCCGAUUACACCAGCGCGGCGCAGAAGCUCAUGAUCGGCGCCGACAGCCCCGCCAUUCGCGAGAACCGAGUCUGCACAUUCCAAACCAUCUCCGGCACAGGCGCCGUCCACCUGGGCGCGCUCUUCCUCGCCAAGUUCCACCCCGCGAAGCCCGCCAUCUACCUCUCCAACCCCACCUGGGCCAACCACCACCAGAUCUUCACGAAUGUCGGCCUCUCCCUCGCCAACUAUCCCUACUUCUCCGCCAAGACCAAGGGCCUGGACUUCGACGGCAUGCUGGGCGCGCUGCGGUCCGCCCCCGCCGGCUCCGUCAUCCUCCUGCACGCCUGCGCGCACAACCCCACGGGCGUCGACCUCACCCAGGACCAGUGGAAGGAGGUCGCCGUCGUGAUGCGCGACCGCCACCACUUCCCCUUCUUCGACUGCGCCUACCAGGGCUUCGCCUCGGGCGACCUCCGCCGGGACGCCUGGGCGGUGAGCUACUUCAUCGAGCAAGGGUUCGAGCUGUGCAUCGCGCAGUCCUUCGCCAAGAAUUUUGGCCUGUACGGCCAGCGCACGGGGGCCUUCCACUUCGUGUCCGCGCCCGGCGCCGAGGCCGCGGCCAACAACAGUAACAUCGCCUCCCAGCUGGCCAUCCUCCAGCGGUCGGAGAUCUCCAACCCUCCGGCGUACGGCGCGCGCAUCGCGAGCCGGGUGCUGAACGACGAGACGCUGUUCGCCGAGUGGGAGGAGGACCUGCGGACGAUGAGCGGACGCAUCGCGGAGAUGCGCAAGGGACUGCGGGAGAGGCUCGAGGCCAAGGGCACGCCAGGCUCGUGGCAGCACAUCACAGAUCAGAUCGGCAUGUUCAGCUUCACGGGGUUGACGGAGAGCCAAGUGAAGAUCCUGCGCGACAAGUGGCAUGUUUACAUGACGAAGAACGGCCGCAUCUCGAUGGCGGGACUGAACACGAAUAAUCUGGAUUACUUUGCCGAGGCGGUGGAUAGCGUGGUGCGGGAGACGUCAUAAGCGGGUUGUCUUUUUUCGUUGAAUCAUAAACCAAGCAUACAGAACAUACAGACAUAAACCAUUGAGGGGUUAUCAUAAUGCCAAUGCGCAAAGAAGCCAAAAACGAGAAUGGG